Podarcis muralis (Common wall lizard) is the source of this 1972-nucleotide messenger RNA. RefSeq names its product mannosidase endo-alpha like (gene MANEAL). Gene Ontology annotation, molecular function: alpha-mannosidase activity. The record is from RefSeq and is a predicted model, not a curated record. NCBI's taxonomy places the organism in Eukaryota, Metazoa, Chordata, Lepidosauria, Squamata, Lacertidae.
CCUCGCCUGGGCCGUUAGCGGGGAGGCUGCCCGCCCGGGCCGGCGGCAGCUGGGGCUCGGGGCCGGGAUGGUGCGCCUGCGCCGCCGCGCCUGCCUGGCGCUCUUCCUCUGCGCGCUCUUCGUCCUGGGCGCCCUCCUGGCGCUGCGCACCCUCAAGCCCCCACCCGACGACCCCCGGCGCCGCCGCUUCCCGGGGCCCUGGCCCGAGGAGAAAGAGGCCAAGGAGGCCCCCGCCCCAGCCGACUCCCCUGCGCCCCCCGUCGGGGCGCAGCCCCCGCCCGACCGGGACGCCCCGUCCGUCUCCUCCUCGCUGCACGUCUUCUACUACACGUGGUACGGGACGCCGCGCUUCGACAGCCGCUACCUCCACUGGGACCACGUGAUGGUGCCCCACUGGGACCCCAAAAUCUCGGCCAGCUACCCGAAAGGCCGCCACAGCCCCCCCGAGGACAUCGGAGCCAGCUUCUACCCGGCCCUCGGGCCCUACAGCUCCCGCGACCCGGCAGUCCUGGAGGAGCACAUGCGCCAGCUCCGCGCCGCCGCCAUCGGAGUCAUGGUUCUGUCCUGGUACCCCCCUGGCCUAGCAGAUGACAACGGUGAGCCCUCUGAGAGCCUGGUGCCCUUCAUAUUGGACGCCGCACACAGAUACGCAAUCCAGGUCACCUUCCACAUACAGCCAUAUAAAGGGCGUGACGACAACACUCUGCACAGCAAUGUGAAAUAUAUCAUAGACAAGUAUGGAACACAUGAUGCUUUCUACAGAUACAAGACCAGCACGGGCCGGAGGCUGCCUUUAUUUUAUAUUUAUGACUCAUACCUUACGCCACCCGAAGCCUGGGCAAACCUGCUCACCCCUUCCGGCUCCCACUCUCUCCGCAACACCCCAUAUGACGCCGUCUUCAUCGCCCUGCUGGUGGAGGAGGGGCACAAGCACGACAUCCUCUCCGCCGGCUACGAUGGACUCUACACCUACUUUGCCUCCAACGGCUUCUCCUACGGCUCCUCCCACCAGAACUGGAAAGCCAUCAAGGCCUUCUGUGACUCCAACAACCUCCUCUUCAUCCCCAGCGUGGGCCCUGGUUACAUCGACACCAGCAUCCGCCCCUGGAACAACCACAACACACGGAACAGGGUAAACGGCAAGUACUACGAGACGGCCCUGCAGGCCGCCCUCAUGGUGCGCCCGGAGAUAGUCUCCAUCACGUCCUUCAAUGAAUGGCACGAAGGCACCCAGAUCGAGAAGGCCACACCCAAGAAGACCCUGACCCGGCUCUACUUGGACUACUUGCCCCACCAGCCGGACAUGUACCUGGAACUAACCCGUAGGUGGGCAGAGCACUACAGCAAAGAGAAAGAGCAGUGGCUCAUGUGAGCAAGCUGUGAAGGGUUGAUUCUCCUGGUCAUGAAGAGACCCAGAGAGAAGCUGGUAGCCAUUCAGGUGGAGGAAGCUGUUCUCAGAGCUGUACGUUUCUGGAACCUGGGUGAAGAGGGAUGAGCUGUGUUUCAUGUUGAAAUACCUCUUGAGAGGUUUGCUAUGCUCCUGCAGGGCAGCACACCGAUAUACGACUGUGCAAAACUCCCCAGAUAUAGUUGGGCUAGUGCUCUUGCAAUCCUCCUCACUCCAAGCCCUCAGCUUUCCUUAAAAGAAUAAAUCUCUUUGCCUGCUGCAAGCCAAGAAGACAAUUCAUUUCAAAUCUGAGUUCUGCAGGAGGUGCUAAACUGAACAGCACAUCCCUGUUGCUAUUCAGUUCCAGGGAUAUUUAUUCCUUCUCUGCUGCCACUGCUACUUAGACCUCUACCCUGUUGCUGCUCCCAGCAAACAUAACCUGAUGGAGCCCUACCCUUAUUAAAAAAACAAAACCUAGACAAUUUGUGUAUGCAGGAAAGUUCUCAGAAACCACAUGCUGUAUUAUGUCUUUGGAAUUCCAAUGAUCAGAAAUGCACCCAGUCUUGCAAUAAAACAAGAACCUCA